Mycena indigotica is the source of this 2226-nucleotide messenger RNA. Its product is annotated as Glucosamine 6-phosphate N-acetyltransferase. Gene Ontology annotation, biological process: regulation of GTPase activity; signal transduction. NCBI's taxonomy places the organism in Eukaryota, Fungi, Basidiomycota, Agaricomycetes, Agaricales, Mycenaceae. The record is from RefSeq and is a predicted model, not a curated record. Gene Ontology annotation, cellular component: cytoplasm. Bases 16 to 2226 code for a protein of 736 amino acids. The transcript has 14 exons.
GUUGACGUGACCCACAUGGAGCCUUCCUCCAGACAAUCGACCGACUCCCCGCCAACGGGUCCCCUCCCGCUGUUUGAAGCUCAUCUACGUCUGUUAAGCGACUCUUUUAUUGCCUUCUUCCAAGAGCGAAAACGCAUUGAAGAGACUUAUGUCGAUUCAUUACUCAAACUUCACAAGAAGAUUAAGACCAUCGACGCGUUCCUCGAUGACCGAACUGACCUCAGCACCACACGACAUACAUGGGCUGAGGUACGCGAUAACACAGAAAGAGAGGCUCAAGCCAGACAGGCCUUUCUCUCGGCGCUCACAGUCGAUGUCCUCAAUCCGUUGACAUCACUUCGUGAAACGCAAGAGCGCACGAGGAAGCGCAUUAAAGAGGAUAUCAAAGACUCCACCUCCAGCUACGAUGACUUCGCUGAAAAUGGACUGCCAAAACUCCGAUCCAAGUACACUCGCAAAUUUGCAGAGGUCGAGGAAAACAAACGUGCAGCGGCAUCCGUUCCUCCUGUUUCCCCCACCACAAUGACGGCAGGCUCGGAUCUUCACACCAGUCCCAAGGCUGCCAAUGUCCCUCUGCGUGUCACCUCACCACAGCCACUACGCGCUCUUGAACGAAGGCCAUCUGGAAGCGCACCUAGCGGUCGGAACAGAUCCCCAUCCUCUUCAACUGCUUUCUCCGAUUUGGCACAGCAAGGCAAAAAGCAAUUGAAUCAGCUCCGAGGACUUUUGGAAAAGAGCGGCACCGUAAAAGAGUCGCUGGGCAGUGGGAAAGAAACCCAUGCCUUGAAAGCCGUUCGUGCGAAGCGAGAACUUGAGGAAGCUGACAAGGAUUAUCGCAAUGGAGUCCACUGGCUCGAAACUCUGCGAUUGAGGCGAUUCAAAAUCCUGGAGAGUGGGUUCAGGAGUUUGGAAGCUUUUGUUCAUGAGUCUUCCAGCACAGUCAAAUCUAUUCUGGAAAAGUACACAGACAAUAUGACGGCGACGAGCACAACACAAGCCCAAUUGGCGACUCAUGCUCGUGCCAUCGUCAAUAGGAUUGUUCCGGGCAUGGACAUCGCCAAACUCUCCUCAAGUAUUCCUCGCUCCCUCGCCUCCGCGAUACCAGAUCGAAUUCUAUACCAAAACGGAUUUGUGGGGGAGUGCCAGGAUCUUAUAUUUGGCUUUAGCUUGUUGGACUACGCUACGGCUCAUAAUCUGCCUGAUGGACUUCCUCCCAGGAUUGUACAAAUUUGCAUUGCAGAAAUAGACAAACGCGGCCUAGCCUCAGAAGGAAUUUAUCGAGUUUCGGGACGACAUGCCAUAGUUCAGAAUCUACACCACGAGAUUGAACGAGACGAGUCUAAGUUUGAGUUUAAACCCAAGGACGACAUCUUUGCUGUUGCUUCGUUGUUGAAGUUAUACCUGCGUGAACUUCCGGAACCCGUUUUCAGGUUCUCCCUCCAAGAUCGAAUGCAACACACAGAAGACCUCGCCGAACAUCAGUCCAACAACUUCGUGCUCUUGAGGUCCAAAAUACGACGGCUACCACCCGUUCAUCAAGCAACAUUGAAAGUUCUCGUCGAACACCUGGCGCGAGUCGUUGCCAACUCGAACGAAAAUAAGAUGGAUGCUAAAAAUGUUGCAAUUGUGUUUGGCGGGGUUAUCUUUGGAGAGGAUGACGUACCCAAAGGAGGGACUGACCUUUUGAAUCUUCAAAGCACCAAGGAUUCUUUGAUGGAAGAUCUCAUCUUACAUGCCCAUAUAUUGUACGAUGACCAGCCUAUCCACCACUCUCCACCCCUUCCUGCAACACCCGCAGGAGAACCUGUCCCCCCUGUUGUCUACGGUUCGAAGCGCACACAGGUAGCGACAGUUCCGCCUUCUUCGCCUCCGAACAGGGCAACAACAGCUUCUCCACAAGACUUUACCCCUCGCCUGCCCUCCAGACCUGUUAGCAGCAUCCACCCUUCAGCACGCGCCAAUCCACCGCCAUCCCCAACCAAGGAAAGGGUGAAUGUACCUCCACCCCCAGCCCCAGCCCCAGCCCCACCCAUACCAUCACAAUUUGACCUCUCACGGAGACCGAGCCACGAACCUUCUUCGCCCACUAUUUCUACGACUACUCUAGAAACUGAAACAUCCUUCCAAACCCGCACAUCUCUCGAUUUGGAAAGCACGAGUGAAGGUUCGCGGCCGCCCUCUACUCGGCAGUCGUUGCAGUUGGAGCCGGUUGAGGAGGACGCUUAG